Messenger RNA from Amorphotheca resinae ATCC 22711, 1333 nucleotides. RefSeq lists its product as hypothetical. Bases 499 to 1215 code for a protein of 238 amino acids. The transcript is spliced from 4 exons. Lineage: Eukaryota; Fungi; Ascomycota; Leotiomycetes; Helotiales; Amorphothecaceae. The record is from RefSeq and is a predicted model, not a curated record.
CUCUCGGAACGAAUUUCCUUCCGCAUGCUCUCAAACAGUCCUGUCCAGUACAGCCUGUCAGCUGUAAGCAUGAUGGCGGCCGUCAGGAAUUCCGUUCUGACAAUUAACCGAUCUGUUCGAGACAACACCAUACCAAGUCCCGAAUCCAAUCAGACCAUGUACCGGAGCAAAUGUCUGCUUUCUCUUGAGGCCCGUUGCACUGCCUUGAGCGGCACUCCUUACUCCAGAGGGCCCCUGACAUGUCCCAAGCCUCGAUGCAAUGCCGAUGGUUUCUUGCCGACCAUCCGUCUCGACGAGUACUCCCAAGCUCAUGUAUUAAAGCUCUCCAAAGUCCCGCUCUUUCUGCAUCAUCAGCGAUCAACAGUUCCCACUUGACUACUUCCCUCCUAUCAUCUUCCUUUCCGGUUCUACAGCCGCCUGCGAUUGAUUCGUAGCCGCUUACCUUCUUUCUAAUCCAAUUCAAACCUCCGUUUCGACACAAUCCCUACAAGCACCGAUAUGUUUGCCAAGAUCUUCCUCUACGCUCUUGCCGCCUCCCCUCUGGUUGCCGCCCAUGGCAAGAUUGCUGUCAUGACUGGCGAUGCAGGUGGGAACACUACUGCUCUCGGCAUCCUGGGCGGCGUCGUCCCUGGAGCCGGAAGCAAUUCGAAGACAGAGGUCGACACCACGGUCUUCAACCAGAAGGCCGCAAUGACCGAUGGUCUGGGAAAGACGAAGGCUGGAGGAGCUAACACGCUCGCUGGCAUGUCUGCUGUCAUUGCCCAAUCCGGCUCCACCUUACCUCAGGUCUCUCAAGGGGGAUCCAUUUCCGGGACCGUGCACAUUGUCACCACUGAUGGUGCCGGCCCAUACACCGCCAUCGUCGACCCCACGGGAACAGGCGCUUUCUCCCAAGGCACGCAAGCCACGGUCACGACGCAGGUCCCCGGGAAGAACGGGAACAUCGCGGCACCGCAGCAACGCCGCUUCAUCCCGCGCAUGCUGGUCAAGGCGGGCAUCAUGAAGCGCGCGGCCAACGUCAACGAGGACCACCCGUUCGCGGCGACGAUCCCGGCGGGGACGACCUGCACCGGGACCGUGGCCGGCCAGUCCAACGUCUGCCUCGUCAAGAUCGUCAACCCGUCGGGCGCGGGGCCGUUUGGCGGCGUGAUUGCUAUCCAGAUGGCGGGUGCUUCGGCGGGGCUGGAUCCUGUGGGAACGGACUUUAUUUCUUAGUCGCUUGAUCGCCGGGGGAGGCCUGUAUGUAUAGUGCAUGAUUCGAUGCGGAGCAUUCCUUCUCCUCUGGGGUCCCGGCUGCAGGCCAGGUGGGGGAUCCCCGUGUAGACUCGGCAGC